This is a messenger RNA of Ipomoea nil (Japanese morning glory), 1517 nucleotides long. Its product is annotated as protein STRICTOSIDINE SYNTHASE-LIKE 3-like. The transcript has 5 exons. Bases 148 to 1329 code for a protein of 393 amino acids. NCBI's taxonomy places the organism in Eukaryota, Viridiplantae, Streptophyta, Magnoliopsida, Solanales, Convolvulaceae. Gene Ontology annotation, biological process: biosynthetic process. Gene Ontology annotation, molecular function: strictosidine synthase activity. The record is from RefSeq and is a predicted model, not a curated record.
GUGAAGAAGGCAAUUAAGAAGUAUUCCUCUCGGAUUGAUGACAUCUACUAAGCCAAGAAUUGAAAAGUCGCUGUGUAGUAGCUACCGGGUAGUUAGCCAACGCUCUUCUUACCUCUCAAAUACUAUAAGUAAUCAAGAAACUAAGCGAUGAAGCCCGCCGGAGUGUUGGCCGGAGUUUUCCUACUGGUGGCAGUAUACUGCGCUCUGGACCCGUUCAAGCACGGCGCAUUCUCGGAGUUCCCGGACUUCGAGGUGUACGAGGUGGAAACGCCGGCUUGGUCAGAGCUUCCGCUGGAGAAGGACACCCAGAACCUUCUUCAGAAGUCGGAAAUUAAGUUCCCCAGCCAAAUUCACGGCCCGGAGAGCAUCGCCUUCGACCCGCAAGGCCGGGGGCCCUACACCGGCGUCGCCGACGGCAGGGUUUUGAUGUGGAACGGCGAGAAAUGGAUCGAAUUUGCCUAUACCUCCGCUAACAGGUCUAGUGUGUGUGACCCAAAACCAAACCCAACCCCUGUGAGCUAUGUAAAGGAUGAGCACAUCUGUGGCAGACCUUUAGGUUUGAGAUUUGACAGAAGAACUGGUGACUUAUACAUUGCAGAUGCAUAUUUUGGGUUGAUGAAGGUUGGACCUGAAGGUGGGCUAGCAACAACACUAUCAACUGAGGCUGAAGGAGUGCCUAUUACAUUUGGGAAUGAUGUGGACGUUGACGAUGAAGGGAACGUCUAUUUUACAGAUAGCAGUACUAAAUAUCGCCGAAGGAAUUUUUUGCAGCUGGUUUUCUCGGCAGAAGAUUCAGGGAGGGUUCUCAAAUACAACCAAGCAACAAAAGAAACCACCGUUCUAGUGCGCAAUCUCCAGUUUCCAAACGGUCUGUCUCUGAGUAAGGACGGGACCUUCUUUGUAUAUUGCGAAGGUUCCAAGGGCAGAUUAUCCAAGUACUGGCUGAAAGGCGAGAAAUCAGGGACAACAGAAGUUAUGGCGAUUCUGCCAGGUUACCCCGACAACAUUAGAACUAACAAAAGAGGUGAAUUCUGGGUAGCAGUCCACUGUCGUCGAACAUUGUACAGUUACAUAUGCAGUGUGUACCUGAAACUGCGGAAAUUCUUGCUGAAGCUUCCGAUUUCUGCAAAGCUGCAUUACCUGAUGCACAUCGGGGGUCACCUUCAUGCAAUCGCGGUGAAGUAUAGCCCAGAAGGUAAGGUUCUGCAAGUUUUGGAAGACAGACCAGGGAAAGUUGUGAGGGCUAUUAGUGAGGUGGAGGAGAAGGAUGGCAAACUGUGGAUGGGCAGUGUCUUAAUGUCUGGUAUAGCAGUUUACAAGUUGGAGUAGUGAAGCACAGAUAAUUGCCUCUUUCAUUUCAUCAAUUUCAGAAUUAUUAUUAUUAUUAUUAUUAUUAUUAUUAUUAUUUUUUUUUUUUUUAAAACUCUGUUUAGUAGUUAGUUGUGUUGAGAACUUCAAUGGCUGUUCUGUAUUCCCUAUUAUUUUCCCAAUUCUAAGUAUAUGAUGAUUGCAUACGA